Molecule: messenger RNA, 2904 nt
Organism: Entrophospora sp. SA101
Lineage: Eukaryota; Fungi; Glomeromycota; Glomeromycetes; Entrophosporales; Entrophosporaceae
Source: the annotation of a GenBank genome assembly
AUGAACUCCAUAAUUAAAAAAUCAAAACGAGGUUUGACAAAUGAAGAAGUUAUCGAAACACGUUUUCCAAUUUAUGGAUUGAAUGAAUUAUCAGGCCAAGGGAAUGUCAACGCAUUCAUGGUUUUAGCAAAACAAUUUUUAAAUGCUUUAAUGUUGAUAUUGAUGAUUGCCAUGAUUGUCUCUUUUGUCACGAAAGAUUAUAUUGAAGCAGGCGUGAUUGGAUUUGUUGCAAUUACAAAUGCAUUAAUCGGAUUUUUUCAAGAGUAUCGGGCCGAGAAAACUAUGGAAUCAUUAAGAAAAAUGACUUCGCCAACUGCAAGAGUUAUUAGAGGAGAAGCUUCAACAUUUGUUCCUACGAAUACUCUAGUACCUGGAGAUAUAUUAGUAAUUGAAGAAGGAGAUGUAGUUGGUGCAGACGCCCGAUUAUUUGAAUGUCAAAAUUUGGAGAUUGAUGAAGCCCUAUUAACUGGUGAAUCUGUACCUGUUGCCAAAUUUGCUGAUGUGAUCGAAGAACAUGAUAAACCAAUAGGUGAUCGAUUAAAUUUAAUAUAUUCUAGUACAACAGUAACAAAAGGAAGAGGAAAAGGCAUUGUUAUAAGUACAGGAAUGGAAACAGAAAUUGGGAAAAUUGCAAAAAGUUUAUCGUCAUCAUCUAUUAUACAAAGGAGUCCUUUACAAAAAGCAAUGGAUAUGAUGGCAUAUAUAUUAUUUGGAAUAGCUGUUGUGUUAUCCGUAAUAGUAUUUGGUGUAAAUAAAUGGCAAUUUACUAGAGAGGUUUUUAUUUAUGCAGUAUCAGUUAGUAUUGCCAUAUUACCUGAAGGUCUUGUUGCUGUGAUUACAUUAACUAUGGCUUUGGGUGUACGGAAAAUGGCCAAAAAUAAAGCAAUUGUUCGUAAACUGAGCGCAUUGGAAGCAUUGGGAUCUGUAACAAACAUUUGUUCUGACAAAACUGGUACACUUACACAAAGCAAAAUGAUUGCAACCAAUGCUUGGUUAUUACACGAAGGUUUUUACAAAAUAACUGGUCGUAAAGGUUACUCUCCAAACGAAGUGACAUUUAAAAAUAUGAGUUAUGCAUUUAGACAACUGGUUCAAACUGCCGCUCUUUGUAAUAUGGCCGUGAUUAGAAAAGGUGCUAUCCGUGGUGAAUGGAAUGUUAUAGGUGAUCCAACUGAGGGAGCACUUCAAGUAUUUUCACAUAAAGCUGGAUUACCAAAACCGGUACUUGAAAGCGAAGAAUUCAAAUUCAAAUUAAUAAUGGAAUAUAACUUUGAUACAAUUUUAAAAAGAAUGUCGGUCCUUUACAAAAAUGAAAUCACCAAUGAAUAUUAUGUAUUCAUGAAAGGUGCAACUGAAUCUAUUCUAAAAAAAUGCACAAAAUUCCAAGUUGGUGAUGAUGUUGUCGAGAGAGAAGUUAAUGAUGAUGGUAGUGACGAAAAAUUUAAAUUGGAAAUUAAUAAUAGUCUUGAGAGUUUGGCUAGUAAAGGAUUGCGUGUAUUAUCAUUGGCAUAUCGAAAAAUAAAUAAUUCUAGUAAAACAGAUAAAGAAUUUUCAAUGAUGACACGCGAGGAAGUGGACAACGAUAUGAUAUUUUUAGGAUUUGUUGGUAUUUACGAUCCACCAAGACCUGAAUCAAAGGAUGCCGUAAUGAAGUGUUUUGGUGCUGGAAUUGAAGUUCACAUGUUAACAGGCGACCAUCCUUUGACCGCAGCAGCAAUUGCUAAAGAGAUAGGAAUAAUUCCUUCAAAUUAUUUAGUCAGUAGUAAUAAUAUUAAUAAAAUCGUUAAUGACGAUAAUGGAUCACAAUCGCAACUUGUAAUGGCAGCAACACAAUUUGACGCAUUGACUGAUAAAGAAAUUGAUGAACUUAAAGAACUGCCAAAAGUUAUUGCUCGUUGCAGUCCUGAAACUAAAGUGAAAAUGAUUGAGGCUUUACAUAGAAGAAAAAAAUUUGUGGCAAUGACUGGUGACGGUGUCAACGACUCGCCAAGUCUUAAAAAAGCAGAUAUUGGUAUUGCAAUGGGAAUGGGCGGUAGUGACGUGGCAAAACAAGCAAGUGAUAUAGUGUUGACUGAUGAUAAUUUUGCAACAAUAGUUAGCGCAAUCUCUGAAGGUCGUAGAAUCUUUGUAAAUAUACAGAAAUUCAUUUCACAUUUACUCAGUGGAAACGUAUCAGAAAUCGUUGCAUUGGUGAUCGGAUUGUCAUUUAUUGAUACUGAUGGUUUAUCCUUAAAUCCAAUGUCACCAUUACAAAUACUUUUCUUGAACAUGGUUACUAGUUCACCGCCUGCAAUGGGUUUGGGGGUUGAACGAGCAUCAAAAGAUAUAAUGAGAUAUCCACCCCAAAGUCGUCGUGGAUUAUUUUCAUGGGAAGUCAUUGGUGAUACGUUAUUUUAUGGAUGUAUUAUGGGUGGAUUGACGUUAACAAAUUUUUCUAUAGUGAUUUAUGCAGCUGGUGAUGGAAACUUAGGUAGCGGAUGCAAUCAUAGUUUGAAUCCGGAGACAGAAGACGCAUGUGAGCAAGUUUUCCGAGCAAGAGGUGUAUCCUUUGCGACUUUAACUUAUCUACUAUUUAUACAUGCCUAUAAUUGCCGAUCGUUAAGAAAUCCGAUUUGGUCGAUGCAUUUCUGUGAUAAUAAAUUUUUAUUUUGGGCAGUAGUUGGCGGUGCACUUAUUGCAAUUCCUACUUUUUAUAUACCUGGGUUGAAUACAAAAGUAUUUCAUCAAUUAGGGUUUAGUUGGGAAUGGGGAUUAAUAUUGGGAUCAAUAAUAAUAUUUGAAAUAGUUGUUGAAAUAUAUAAAUUUUCCAAAAGGCGUUAUUGUGCACCUUUAAUGUUUGCUAGUUUAGUACCAGGAGGAGAAGAAGAGGAUGAUAAUGGUGGAGCAAAUAUCACAAUAGUAUGA